This is a messenger RNA of Hevea brasiliensis (rubber tree), 501 nucleotides long. Its product is annotated as protein SOB FIVE-LIKE 3-like. The coding region runs from base 1 to 501 and encodes 166 amino acids. The record is from RefSeq and is a predicted model, not a curated record. The transcript has 2 exons. Lineage: Eukaryota; Viridiplantae; Streptophyta; Magnoliopsida; Malpighiales; Euphorbiaceae. Gene Ontology annotation, biological process: cytokinin biosynthetic process.
AUGGAUUCAUCCAAAUACAAUUUAGCCACAGAAGGAUGUAGCAGCAGUGAAUCCGGAUGGACAACAUACAUUGCCUCUCCCAUGCAAGAAGAUGACAGUGAGUGCAGUGACAAUGACAAUGAUCACAAUACUACCGCCAACGAUGGAAAUGCCGAUGAUGAUGAUAAGCAAGACAGUGAUGAUUCAAUGGCUUCAGAUGCUUCCUCUGGCGCACAUCAUCUCUGUAAACCUGAGAAUGGUCGUCAAGCUAAUCAUGGAACAACUGGUUUUAAGCAUGACAAGGGCAAUAACUUCAAGCAUUGUUCUCCAGCAACAAAAUCAAACAGAAAGGACAAGAAGAAUGAUGUAAACAGCACAGAAAAGGACAGAAGACAUUCUGCUAACAGAAAAUACAGCAAGCGCAAAAAAAAGGAGGAGAGAUCAGCACAGAAAGCAAACGGCAACAUGGCUUGCGCGCGGAUAUUGGGGUUUCAAGAAUAUAAUUAUUUGGGAUCAAGUUAA